AGGAGACCAGAAGAAUCCGUUUGCACAGGAGGUAGAAGUCAGUGCCAGAAAUACGGGGUGCUUGUCUACUCUUGCCAGUUUUGUGAUCCAAGAUGGAAACAAGCAUAGUUUCUUCCUCAGACGACACUUCAGAAGCUGCAACCUUCAAAAAGGCGUCACUGCAGCGACUGAAAGUUGGGACGCGACCACUCGGAACUAGACACAUGAAUGUCCCUGUGCUCAAAGAUGGUCAACCUUUGGCGCAAAUUGUCGCACUGCCGGAGCAGCUCUUCCGAGCCAAUUGUUGGAUAACGCAAAGAGAAAGUUCUGCAAAGCCAAUUUCCAAGGACAAUCGGCAUGAUAGCGCUGAUUCCAUCCCGUCAACCAGCAAGGUUCCUGUUGAAAAAGUAGACACGAGACCAACCGAGCCACAGUCUUAUUCUACGGCUGUGCUUCCUGCUGAAGUGACUGAUAUUGAUGCCCCCGAUCGUGGCAAUGUUCAGCUUUGCUCGCAAUACGCAAAAGAUGUCCACAAGUAUCUGUCUGAACUCGAGCUCAAGUACCCAAUCAGGCCCAACUUCCUUCUGGGCAAGCUGAAAAUCACGGCAUCCAUGCGUUCAGUCCUGGUACACUGGUUGGUCCAAGUGCAAGAACAUUUCCAACUGCUUCAGGAGACACUCUACCUUGCCAUUGCUGUUUUAGACAGAUACUUACAGGUGGCUAAAGAUGUUUCUCCUUGUAAUCUGCAACUGAUAGGAGCGACGGCUAUGUUCAUUGCCGCCAAAUAUGAAGAAACGAAUGCUCCGGAUAUUGUGGACUAUGUCUACAUUUCGAAAGAUUCCUUUACAAAGAGGGACAUGUUCACGAUAGAGAUUGCCAUGCUUAAGGCUCUGGACUUCAGCUUGGGUCUGCCACUGCCUCUGCAUUUUCUUCGUCGUGUUUCUAAAGCAGGCAAGGUGUCUGCCAUUGUCCACUCCAUGGCCAAGUACCUCCUAGAGCUGUCAGCCACGGACUACAGCAUGGCUCACAUCCGCCCUUCCCUACUGGCUGCAACAAGCCUAUGGCUAUCACUGCAAAUGGUCGAUGGCAGCGAAUGGACGGCAGAUUUGGCCUACUAUGGCGGCUACACGACGGAAGAGAUGGGGCCGUUCGCAAGGAAAAUAUGCCAACUCGUUAUGUCCGCCUCAUCCAGUAGCAAGAACAUAAUAUGCAACAAGUACAAGAGAGCGAGGUUUGGGAGUGUCAGCAUUCGACCAGAGCUCGGCACUGACCGACUAAAAGAGCUUGUAGCUAGACUCGAACUGAUGCCCUGAGGUUCCGACAAGUACUUUUAGCACAGUUCUGGAAAGCCAAGAUAUGGCUUUUUUUUACGCAAGUUUUAUAUUUACUAGAUUUUAUGUAUACGCCAACCCAGGCCCAUUUCUGUCCGAGCAUGGGUUCUUCGUCGUUUCUAAGAUGGGUUUCCGUCAUGGUGUACAUACUUAUAUCUUCCUCUUCGGCAUUCAAUUCUAGUUCGACCAUUUGACUUUGCUACCUCCUGGUAUGUUCAAUGUGGCAAUAUUAAAGUGAUCCAUGGUA
This is a messenger RNA of Ornithodoros turicata, 1557 nucleotides long. Its product is annotated as G2/mitotic-specific cyclin-B-like. NCBI's taxonomy places the organism in Eukaryota, Metazoa, Arthropoda, Arachnida, Ixodida, Argasidae. Gene Ontology annotation, molecular function: cyclin-dependent protein serine/threonine kinase regulator activity. The record is from RefSeq and is a predicted model, not a curated record. The transcript has 8 exons. The coding region runs from base 93 to 1292 and encodes 399 amino acids. Gene Ontology annotation, cellular component: cyclin-dependent protein kinase holoenzyme complex; nucleus; cytoplasm. Gene Ontology annotation, biological process: regulation of cyclin-dependent protein serine/threonine kinase activity; mitotic cell cycle phase transition.